CUUUUACCCGCAUACCUCAGAUCAGUUCAUUUACCCAUGUUGGUGGACAGUGGUUUAGUUUAGCGUUUCGUGUACCAACACAAUUUUAUUUGCAACCCUUAAAGUUGUGGCGAAUGUGCAAUUAUAAUCAAGAGGAAGACGCCUCGAUCAUUAUCAGAUAACCUGAGAUCUUAAUAACAUCUCGUUCACGGUUUUACAGAAGUUUCAGUUCUGUUCUAAGUGUUUGUGUAGUUUAGAAAAUGACAGAGGCCGAAAUUUACUCUGUAUAUAAAGGGGUGUACGUCACAGCCCAAUUGUACACUCCUGAAAGUCUAAAAUAUCACGAGGACUUCACUUUCCGCCCGGAUGACAUCCUUAUCGUUACCUAUCCUAAAUCUGGUACGACAUGGACACAGGAGAUCGUGCCUCUUAUAAUGAGUGAGGGAGAUUUUACUCCUGUACUGACUGUCCCAAAUUGGGACAGAGUCCCAUGGCUGGAGGAACGUCGAGCGAUGGCUCUAAAUCUAGAGCAAAGACCCUCACCCCGCAUUUUUGCAACUCACUUGCAUCACCAAAUGAUGAACGAGUCUUUCUUCAAAAUAAAGCCAAGGGUUAUUUAUGUCUUGAGGAACCCGAAAGAUGUGUUCAUAUCUGCUUUCCACUACUAUGGUAUAGCAGCGUUCAUGGCGAAUCCAGGAACACAAGAUGAGUUCAUGGAGAAAUUCCUUGAUGGGAAAGUUUUUUUUGGCUCUUGGUUCGAUCAUGUGAAAGGAUGGCUGAAUGCUGAGGAACCCAUACUGCAUCUAUUUUAUGAAGAGAUGAUAGCUGAUUUGAAAGGAUCUGUAGAAAAAAUCGCAACAUAUCUUGGAAAAUCAUUGAGCCAAGAAGUGAUCGAGAAAAUAGCUGACCACUGUGUCUUCAAGAACAUGAAGCAAAACAAGAUGUCCAACUAUUCUCUGGUUCCUGAAGAGUUCAUGGACCAAAAGAAAUCUGAAUUUUUGAGAAAAGGAAUUGCUGGUGACUGGAAAAAUCAUUUCACUGAGGCUCAAGAGCAGCGGUUUAAUGCUGUGUACAAAGACAAAAUGAAAGAUGUGAAAUUUAAAUUAAUGUGGGACUGAACUAAAUUCAUUCAGUCACUCUUACUUUAAAACUUAAUAGCCUGGGCUGCGUUCCCCGAAACCUUCUUAGCUCUACGUCGUUCUUAAGUUGUACCUUAAGCUGUACCUUAUCGUUAAUACGUGUUUCCCGAAACGUUCUUAGUUACGUAUCUCUUCUGUAAGUCCUUCGUUCGGAAGGUUGGUCUGGAGCACUCUUAGCUAUACCUUAUCCCACUUGACUCCGCUAGGGGCCAUGACUGUGAUAAAAGCUUAUGUAUAUUGCAGUCUAUAUAACUAAAUAUCUAUAAAAAAAAGUUGAAGUACACUCCGUGUUAAAUUAGGCAUUUUUUAUUUAAAGAAUAAAAGAUUCACAUAAUUAGAGAUCAUUACACUGAUGGUUAUUUUAAACUAUUAAAAAAACAUUUUGGGUUUAGGAGUUGGUAAAACUAUGGCAGGCAACUAUACAGCGAAUCUUACUAUUUCAUUUAUGCAUUUCAUAUCCGUUAAAUCUUUAGUUUACCGGCUAUUUUAGCUGCAAUAAAACAAAUCAAGUAAAAUCGCAUGCCACGGGAGCACAUUCAUCACAAAAUCAUAAUUGUUGAUUUUCCUAAAUAUUAUUAUUGAUGUUAAGUCGACUUUGCAUCGAAGUUUUUAAUUUUGAGGCAGCUGCAUGCCAUAUUCUUUAUAAACACUCAAAAGAAACUGCUCCACUUGAUUAUUGCUUGUAUAAGGUCAACAAAUUUUCCACAUUAAAACUAAUCAAAGCUAAAAUCUAAAACAAUCAUAAUAUAUAUUUAUAUAUCAUAUAAUAUAUAUUUUUAUGUUAUAUUUAAGGUAAACAGACAGGCGCGGCUCCAGAAAUGCAUCCGCAUUGUAAACGCGCUGUUGCGCAUCCAGUGUCCAAGCACAUAAACGCGUCAACAAAUGAACAACAAUUUGUUUUUAUAUAUUUUAAGUGUAAUGCCAAGCCAGGUGACUUGCACGACCCACCUUAUUCCCCUGUGCAACGCAUUUAUGGGAACCCCUAAUAUAAAUUAUCCUUUAAAGUGAAGGAAUAAUGGAUGCAUUGGAGCACUUUAUGCAUGAUACUUUUGGACAUGAAGUUGCGAGUUUUGCAUGGGUUUGAUAUAAAAUAAAAUAUUCAAGGUUUAUAUUUAGUUGUUUGCAAUUUGAAAUAUUUUUACCAGAUAUUCCCAAUAAAUGUAACUUGAACUAUUUCUGAAAUGUUUCUUUAAUAAAUAACACCGCUCUCUCAUAACGCAGCGAAGUACCUAUUACAUAAAGUGAACAAUUGAUUGUCGAGCAAUCGAUAUCAACCUAUUCAGCACCAUCGCCAUGGACAGCACCUGGUAACGUCGUACGUAAGAAAGUAUACCUUAAGAAACCCGCUAAGGUACAGUUCGGGAAACACGCCUAGAAAAGGUAAACCUGUAGUGAAGGUUUAACUUAAGAGUCUUCGUAGCGCGCUAAGAGUCAACGUUAUCGGGAAACGCAGCCCAGAUGAUUAUUGACAUUAUUAUUGCAACUGUAUUAACAUUAACUAACACUAAUGCUAAUUAGCAAAUGCAUUAAGUAAGGAAUAAUUGACAAUGGGCCAUUGAAUUAUAAGAAAGUAAUGCACAAUGUUACAUUUUUGAGAAGUAAACUCAGACGCAUUUACCCCAACCUGGUGCUAUUUGCUAUGUUUCGUCUGAUAACAUUUUAUUUGAGGCCCUUUCGUCAUUUGAACUUUGGUCUGAACCUGUAUGCUUCCAGAGACUUUGGAACUGAUUUUAAAUGUGUCUAAAGGAAAAAUGUACUAAUAGUGGUAAAAUCUGGCCUGUAUUUUAAAGUUUGGAAAUUAUUACAGUUAUAUUUUAUAUAAGAAUUUAUUAUUAUUUAUUAAUUCACAUUGAAUGAUUAAAACAUCACAUUUGUUUACCCCUUCAC
Molecule: messenger RNA, 3005 nt
Organism: Misgurnus anguillicaudatus (oriental weatherfish)
Lineage: Eukaryota; Metazoa; Chordata; Actinopteri; Cypriniformes; Cobitidae
Product: sulfotransferase 2B1
Molecular function (GO): sulfotransferase activity
Source: RefSeq, a predicted model, not a curated record